Molecule: messenger RNA, 2894 nt
Organism: Leguminivora glycinivorella
Lineage: Eukaryota; Metazoa; Arthropoda; Insecta; Lepidoptera; Tortricidae
Gene: Coq8
Product: atypical kinase COQ8B, mitochondrial
Biological process (GO): ubiquinone biosynthetic process
Cellular component (GO): extrinsic component of mitochondrial inner membrane
Molecular function (GO): kinase activity
Source: RefSeq, a predicted model, not a curated record
UGACACAUUCAAAAUUUUCGUAUGAGAAAAUAGAGAAAUAGCAAUUUUUGUUAGUUUACUUAAAAAAAUUACCAAGUUGCAGUUUCAUGGACAUGUUUAAUUUGUCAACGUAACUUGGUAAUAUUCAUAUAGUGCUUUGUUAUUUCUAUGACUUGUGAUAGAAUUUCAAGGCGAUGUCGCACAUUAACGACCUAAUUGGCGUGGUCCGGGGCCUGCGGUUGGUUGUGGAGGCCGGGGCCAAGCUCCAGCAGGAGAACGCUAGAAUCAUCUGGAAUAAUUCCACCAUCAAGGCUUUCGCUCAAACCUGCCCUACUAACCCCAUAUCUAACAUCAAAGUUGGUCCAGACUUUGGUAAAGAGCUGUUUGACCGGGCCUCCGUUGUCGCUCAAGGCUUCAGACAGUAUGCAGUAAUGAAUGUUCCCAAUUUCACAACGAAUUCAGAGACCAGAGCUGCCAUGGAUCCGAAGUUACAGGAAGAAAUAGAGGAGCUGAACAGAGAGUUCAAUCGGACGUUUGAAAGUUUGGAGCAAGCUCAGUUGCGAACGGAACAGCUGAACGAUAGGAUUCAAGUUCCAUUGGAGAGUGUGACGCGGAAGGUCGAGACGCGUGCUCCUGAAAUCUUGACUGAACUUAAGCCUGGCAGUGUUAGUUCGGGAAAACCAAAACCUGUUGCGAAGAAAAAGAUUCGAGUAGCGCUAAGCGAGAAUUCGAAGCCCCGCGUGGUCCCAUCAUCGCGUCUCGGGCGAAUGUUUUCGUUCGGCUCACUGGCCGCCGGUCUCGGAGUCGGCACGGUGGCUCAGUACGCGCGGAACACCAUCCAGUCCGUUACCGGCAAGACGGAUGACUCGGCGAACACGUUCCUGUCUCCCGCCAAUGCUGAGAGGAUUGUGGAUACGCUGUGUAAAGUUAGAGGAGCGGCGCUAAAGCUCGGCCAGCUGCUCAGCAUCCAAGAUGACACGGUCAUAUCGCCAGAACUGCAAAGCAUAUUCGAGAGAGUGCGGCAGUCGGCUGACUUUAUGCCCUCGUGGCAAGUCGAACAGGUGAUGGCAGCACAGUUGGGAGCAGAUUGGCGAACAAAAGUGCAGAAUUUCGAGGAUAAACCAUUCGCAGCCGCCUCUAUAGGUAGGUGCAUCUUGGCGGUGCUACACAACGGCAUGGAGGUCGCGAUGAAGGUUCAGUAUCCGGGUGUGGCUAAGGGCAUCAACAGUGACAUUGACAACCUGGUCGGCGUGCUUAAGGUGUGGAACGUGUUUCCAAAAGGGAUGUUCAUAGACAACAUAGUGGAGGUGGCCAAAAAGGAGCUAGCUUGGGAGGUGGACUACCGGCGUGAGGCAGAAUGCACUAAACGGUUUAAGACACUCCUCGCGCCCUAUCCUGAGUACUUCGUACCUGAUGUCGUUGACGAGCUUUGCGCACGAGAAGUGAUAACAACCGAACUGAUAGACGGCGUGCCGCUAGACAAGUUUUUCGACGCUCCGUACGAGACUCGAUACGACAUCGCGUACAAAAUCAUGCAACUUUGCUUGCGAGAGAUGUUCGUACUGCGAUGCAUGCAGACCGACCCCAACUGGGCCAAUUUCUUCUACAACCCUAAUACUAAACAGGUGAUCCUGCUAGACUUCGGCGCGACGCGCGAGUACUCGAAAGAGUUCAUGGACCAGUAUAUAGAGAUCAUAAAGGCGGCGUCAGACGGCGACCGAGACGCCAUCUUGCGGAUGUCCAAGGAAAUGAAGUUCCUUACCGGAUACGAAUCUAAGAUAAUGGAAGAGACACACGUGGACACAGUGAUGAUAAUGGGCGAGGUGUUCACCAGCACAACAGGCGAGUUCGACUUCGGCACCCAACGCACCACCCGCAGGAUCCAAGCCCUCGUCCCCACUAUACUCACCCACAGGCUCUGCCCACCUCCCGAGGAAAUAUAUUCCCUACAUAGGAAACUUUCUGGGGUGUUCCUACUUUGUUCUAAGAUGAAAAUUAAGAUGAAUUGUAGAGAUAUGUUCCAGGAAAUUUAUGAGCAAUAUAAGUAUAGGUAAUGAGGGCUUAUAAGGUAACCUUUAGUUAACUCUGCAUUUUUUAUUUCAAUUUUUGUCUUGUUUAGUAAAAAGUACCGACCAUACUGACUUUCAGACUUUGUCCGCCGCCCUAGGAAAUAUAUUCCCUACGUAGGAAGUUAUCUGGGGUUUUCUUAGGGCCAGUUGUAUCAACCACAUUUGACAGACACAUCAUCGUCACGCAGCAGACGUCUAUGUGACUUCCCAUUCGAUAAAAUUUAACGAGCGCUUUAACGGUGACAGACGUGUUGGUGCAAUGGUUUGAUGAAAGUCAAGAUGAAUUUUAUUAAUUGUAGAGAUAUGUUCCAAGAAAUUUAUGAGCAGUACAAAGAUAGGUAAUAAGACUGCAAUAAGACUGUCUUACUCUGCAUUUUUAUUUCGGAUCUUUGUCUUGUUCAAUUAAAGUAACUUGUCUCUUUGAAAUAUGCUGAAGGUAAAAAUGAAUUAUAGAGUUAAAUAUGUUCCAGGAAAUGUAUGAGCAAUAUACGGAUAGGUAAUGAGGGCUUUAGUACUAUAAUAACAUGUAACUAACUGCAUUUUUAAUUUCAAUUGUCUUGUUAUGAAAUAGUAACCGCCCAUACUGACCCAGUGGAUUUAUCCAACGAAAUGCUGUUGUUUGUUGUUGUCCUUCGAAACGUGUCGUAACGAAAUGUUGUGUGUUGUUGUCGUUCGCCACGAACCGUACUCUUGGUUAAGAGUUAGAUGAGAUUUUCUUCUUGCCAUUUUUUAUGAAAUGUGAUAUUUUUGAAAAAAAGUAUGCUGUUUCUACUCAGAAUCACUAGCUUUUUCAAUCGUAGUAGCUAAAAAAAUUGUCCCAAACGAUUUUUUCUUAUUUUGUUACCA